CAUGCCAUGCAGCUCAUUUCAAGUUUGCCAUUAGUAUCAGUGCUGUGGAUGACUGGACUUAGUCCAGCAGCAUGUGAAAUUAACCCGGUCAGCUGCAGGCUGUGGGCUGAGCCUCAGCAGCCUGGUCUCUCUAUGAAUGGAGAUUUUGUGAUUGGAGGAAUUUUUUCAAUUCAUUACUACACAAAAUCAGAGCAGAUCACUUAUACCAGCAUACCACCACAGCCACAGUGUUCUGGGAGCAUGGACUUAAGAGAAAUGCGCUUUGCCCGUGCCAUGGAAUUUACCAUUCACGAGAUCAACAACAGCACGGAUCUCCUGCCAGGAAUCAGGUUGGGCUACCAGAUACACGACUCAUGCACUGCCGUCCCGAUGGCCAUCAAAGUGGGAUUUCAGUUUGCUAAUGGCAUAGACCCGGUUUUCAAUGUGUCUGUGUCAUGUGAAAAAUCUGUAGCUGCAGCUGUACCAGCUGUAGUAGGGGAGUCUUCUUCCACCCCCUCAAUCAGCAUGGCCAGAAUGCUGGGUCUUUUUCGAAUCCCACAGGUCAGCCCCUUUGCAACCUGCGCUUGUCUGAGUGAUAAACGUCAGUAUCCUGCCUUCUUCAGGACCGUUCCCAGUGACCAUCACCAAGCUGCUGCCCUGGCAAGAAUGGUCAAGCACUUUGGCUGGACGUGGAUUGGGGCAGUGCGCAGUGAUUCAGAUUAUGGAAAUAAUGGAAUGGCCUCGUUUCUAAAAGCUGCGCAGGAGGAAGGGAUCUGCGUGGAGUACUCGGAGGCCUACUACAGAACGCAACCGCGCAGCAAACUGGAGAGAGUGGCAAACGUUAUCCGCAGAUCAACAGCUCGGGUAAUAGUAGCGUUUGUUGCCUCAGGUGACAUGAAGUUCCUGCUGGAAGAACUGGCAAGAGAACCACCGCCUCCCCUUCAGUGGAUAGGCAGUGAAACUUGGAUUACUGAUGUAGAUUUCCUUAAAUUUAACAUGUGUUCUGGGGCAGUGGGGUUUGGCAUCCCUCCGUCAGUUAUUCCAGGUCUUCGGGAGUUUCUUCUAGAUCUAACUCCAGCCCAAGCACUGAAAUCACCAUUACUAACGGAGCUUUGGGAGCGCUCUUUUAGCUGUAACUUAAAAGGGCAGACAGGGUUCUUUGAGGGCACGAGAGAAUGUGAUGGCAGUGAGGAUUUCCAUACGCUGCAUAAUCAGUAUACAGAUACUUCGCAGCUGCGCAUCACUAACAUGGUGUACAAAGCCACGUAUGCCAUAGCACACGCCAUCCACAGUAUUAUCUGUAAUGGUACGAAAUGCGACAAGACCAUUCAGUUUGCACCAUGGCAGAUAUUCAACGAACUCAAGAAAGUGAACUUUAUGACAAAGAAUGGUUACCGGGUCACAUUUGAUUCCAGUGGCGAUCCCGUGGCUGUAUAUGAUCUCAUAAACUGGCAAGUUAAGAGAGAUGGAAGUUUGACUUUUGUGACUGUGGGCCAUUAUGACUCUUCCAAACCGAGAGGCCAGGAGUUCAGCAUGAGCAGACCAAUCAGCUGGGUCAGUGGAGAGACAGAGGUCCCAGUGUCUGUGUGCAGUGAGAGCUGUCCUCCUGGGACAAGGAAAGCAAUGCAGAAAGGAAGGCCCAUCUGCUGCUAUGACUGUAUACCAUGUGCAGAAGGAGAGAUCAGUAACAUGACAGACUCUUUAGACUGUAUGCACUGUCCUCCUGAGUUCUGGCCCAACACCAAGCAAGACAGCUGCCUCCCCAAGCCAGUGGAGUUCCUGUCCUGGGAUGACAAUCUGAGCAUUAUCCUCACAGCAUUCUCUGUUGCUGGGGCUGUCAUGGCUGUAUCUGUAGCUGGUGUCUUCUACAAACACAGAAAUUCCCCCAUCGUCCGAGCCAACAACUCAGAACUGAGCUUUCUGCUGCUCUUCUCUUUGACUCUAUGUUUCCUCUGUUCUCUGACUUUCAUAGGUCGACCCUCUGAGUGGUCCUGUAUGCUGCGUCACACUGCUUUUGGGAUCACCUUCGUCCUCUGCAUCUCCUGUGUUCUGGGGAAAACAAUAGUGGUGUUAAUGGCCUUCAGAGCUACACUUCCAGGCAGUAAUGUCAUGAAGUGGUUUGGGCCUCCACAGCAGAGACUCAGUGUUCUUGCUUUCACUCUCAUACAGGUCCUUAUUUGUGUGCUUUGGUUAAAAAUAUCACCCCCGUUUCCAUUAAAAAAUUUGAAGCACUACAAAGAAAGGAUAAUAUUAGAAUGUGGGUUGGGUUCAGCAAUAGGUUUCUGGGCUGUGCUGGGCUAUAUAGGAUUUUUGGCCCUUUUGUGUUUUGUUUUGGCUUUUCUGGCUCGGAAGCUGCCUGAUAACUUCAAUGAAGCCAAAUUCAUCACAUUCAGCAUGCUCAUAUUCUGUGCAGUCUGGAUCACCUUUAUCCCAGCUUAUGUCAGCUCUCCUGGAAAGUUCACUGUAGCUGUAGAGAUAUUUGCAAUUUUGUCCUCAAGCUUUGGUUUAAUCAUUUGUAUUUUUGUUCCAAAAUGUUUUAUAAUUGUUUUCAGGCCAGAACAGAAUACCAAAAAACAUCUUAUGGGUAAAGUACCAUCAAAGGCUCUUUAAAAGUCUUAAAGAAAUUGAAAAAGAAACCUGGAAACCUUUCACCAUAUUCAAAGAGUAAUGAUGAUACAUACACAUGUAAAGAAUAUUAUCCAUAUGAAAAUAAAGCUUAAUAUAUUAAUUAAAUUACAUUGUUAAU
Astyanax mexicanus (Mexican tetra) is the source of this 2725-nucleotide messenger RNA. RefSeq names its product extracellular calcium-sensing receptor-like. Gene Ontology annotation, molecular function: G protein-coupled receptor activity. Gene Ontology annotation, biological process: G protein-coupled receptor signaling pathway. The record is from RefSeq and is a predicted model, not a curated record. The transcript has 6 exons. Bases 7 to 2589 code for a protein of 860 amino acids. Gene Ontology annotation, cellular component: membrane. NCBI's taxonomy places the organism in Eukaryota, Metazoa, Chordata, Actinopteri, Characiformes, Acestrorhamphidae.